Molecule: messenger RNA, 825 nt
Organism: Belonocnema kinseyi
Lineage: Eukaryota; Metazoa; Arthropoda; Insecta; Hymenoptera; Cynipidae
Exons: 1
Coding region: 1-825 (274 amino acids)
Biological process (GO): DNA integration
Molecular function (GO): nucleic acid binding
Source: RefSeq, a predicted model, not a curated record
AUGACACGAAAAGUAACAGCUACAGGUACGAUCAUCAGUGAACCCAAAUUUUUGUUUGAACAAAUGGCUAUCGACCUCUUUGAAAAAGAUGGCGAUACUUAUUUCAUCGCAAUUGAACUAUUAUCCAGAUACGCAUGGAUAAUAAAAAUAACCAGUAAAGCACAAUUACAGUACGUCAUAAGAAGAUUGCUUUUUCUCAUACCAACACCCGGGACGAUUAUCUCUGACGACGAAAACGCCAUCAAAUCAACGGAAGUUCUGCGACUUUAUGAAGAAGAAGGAAUACAGCACGUUCAAAUUUCCGCAUAUCAUCCAGAAAGCAACGGGAUAUGCGAACGAGUUAUAGGUACCAUUAGGAACCUUUCCAACUCCCAAACCGCAGUCAGUUGUGCACAUCCAUUAAUUAACGCACUGAAAACAUACAAUGCAACGAUACACAGCACCACAGGAUUCUCACCCGUAGAAGUACUGUUUGGAAAGCAACCCGAAAUCGACCCCACGAUACAAGAGCGGAACAAACAACGGGAAGCCAUCAGAGAAGUAGCCAAAGAAAAGAUCAGGCAAAAGAAAGAGAAGAAUUUAAUACUUCAGAAUAAAAGGGUCACGGGAAAAAUGAUAAACUAUCAAGUAGGAGAUCUCAUUCCACAUAAACGGAGAUUCCAAGGCACGUGGUCAGAGCCCACUGUCAUUAAAGAAAUUAACCAACUGACAAAGACUGUUACAAUAGGGAAUAAACAAACACGACAUUUCAACGAAAUUCGACCACUUCAUCGACCUGAAGGAUCUAUCAUCGGAUUUCAUGAUUAUCCAACACCACCUGGAUAA